Molecule: messenger RNA, 894 nt
Organism: Seriola dumerili (greater amberjack)
Lineage: Eukaryota; Metazoa; Chordata; Actinopteri; Carangiformes; Carangidae
Product: glyoxal reductase-like
Exons: 8
Coding region: 1-855 (284 amino acids)
Molecular function (GO): oxidoreductase activity
Source: RefSeq, a predicted model, not a curated record
AUGAAUAAUAUUGUUUUACAUUGUCCCACAGUCCCACUUUCCAAUGGUUUGCAGAUACCGAUAGUUGGAUUAGGCACAUCACAUUAUGGCGGAUACUCCCAUGAUUCCAUUAUGUACGCACUCACUGAGUGUGGUGUACGCCACAUUGACACGGCAAAGCGUUACAGCUGUGAGGAGAAACUGGGUAAAGCUAUCCGAGAAAGUGGAGUAGUGCGAAGUGAUCUAUGGCUCACCAAUAAACUGUGGCCAGGAGACUACACAUACAAAGCUGCAAAGAAGGCCUGCCUUGACUCCUGCUCACUGAUGGGGGUGGAAUAUUUUGAUCUGUACCUCAUGCACUGGCCAGAGUCAUCACAUCCCCAUUGUUCUAACAGGGAGAUGAGAGCUGACACUUGGAGAGCUUUGGAAGAACUUUACAAAGAAGGGGUGUGCUGUGCUAUUGGAGUGAGCAACUUUCUGAUCCACCACCUGGAGCAGUUAAAGGAAGACAGUAGUGUGAUACCACACGUUAACCAGGUGGAGUACCAUCCUUUCCAGCAGCCCAAUCACCUGAUGGAGUACUGUCGUCAGGAAGGUAUCGUGUUUGAGGGGUACAGUCCGCUGGCCAAGGGUCAAGUCCUCAGCAAUCCCACUGUUCUCCAGAUAGCAGAAAAGCACAGACGUACACCUGCUCAGAUCUGUAUCCGCUGGAGUAUUCAGAAUGGAGUUGUUACAAUACCAAAAUCCAUCAAAAAGAAGAGGAUACAAGAAAACUGUCAAGUGUUUGGGUUCCAGCUGGAGGGGGCGGACAUGGCCGCAUUAGGAAGACUGCAUGAUGGAAGACACGUUACUUGGGAUCCAACAAAUGUGGAAUAACAAUAUACAAAAAACAAAAGAAAAGAAAACACAAUGUGU